Molecule: messenger RNA, 1146 nt
Organism: Penicillium odoratum
Lineage: Eukaryota; Fungi; Ascomycota; Eurotiomycetes; Eurotiales; Aspergillaceae
Exons: 4
Coding region: 1-1146 (381 amino acids)
Source: RefSeq, a predicted model, not a curated record
AUGAUACCCCCUUGCGACCCCUCCAUUCUUGAACAAAACCCCCAAUUCAAACGACUAUAUGAGAAUCUUGCGAACAUUUUAUUGAAUCCAGAUGGCUCAACAUGUGCUAGGCCAGACCCAGCUCGGGAGGCGGUUGCGGAGGACCUGAAGCAAUAUCAAAUAAAAAGUGCAAAGAAGAGAAUCAAGCAGCGCACACUGAGGCAGCUGGCCUUCGCGUCCGACAGCGACCUUCGCGAUGAGUGCCAUGAUAACCUUGCCAUAAUAUCCAUUUAUCUUGACACACCACGAGCCGCAAUCGAGUCCGAUACGCCUGUCCAAGAGCUCCAAGAUGCGAAGCAGGAACAGGAACAAGAUGACGCUCUCUCUCUCCUCUCCAACGAAUUCGAGACCUUCUACUCCCACAUACCUACCUUUAUCGAUCAAUUCUCCCAGAUUAUCUCCACCGCAAUCCAUGACCUCCGCAAGAUAGCAGCAAUAGCUACGGACGAGUCUGUAGCUGUUGAACCGGAGCCAGAACCUAAACCACCCCGAACCCUCCCCGGCUCAACCCGCUCCUCAUCCAAUCACUAUUCUCGUGCUCGCGCCCGGGACCGCCGUGUGAGAACCUCAAUGGCUCCUGUUCCGCCUUUGUCCUUCAUACUCCGAGAUCGAGUCCACGCCCUUCGCAGCAUUCAGCUAUCUGAUUUGCCUUCAGCGCGGCGUCAGAUGGCUGCGACAGCUGCAGAGGUAAUAUCAGUGCGUACGCUGAUUUUGGAGCGGACGCUUGUUAUUCUAGAGCGAGUUAAGCAUGGAGCUUUGGCGAGAGCGACGAGGGCUCGGGCCGAGCAUUUGGCUGCUGUAGCGCAGGGGAUUGAGGGAAAAUUAGAGGUAACCAAGCUUGAAAUCGCAGCCGCAAUAUACACGCCGGAAAUAUUAUCUGCACUUAGUCGAUAUAGACAGCAUCUUCGCGAGACGAGAAUACGACUUGAUGAACGGAGUGAAAUAGCAAUUGAAGAGCUGAGCCGGUAUGGGGAUGUUGAGGGUGCGCCAUCUGAGUCUGGUAAUAUCGAUCGGAGUAGCACUUUUACAGAGAUUGCGCGAAAAUAUGGGAUGCUUGCCAGGGAGGUCGAGAGAGUGAAAAUGGAGAUUGCUAGUCUAGGAGAGUAG